Molecule: messenger RNA, 903 nt
Organism: Helobdella robusta
Lineage: Eukaryota; Metazoa; Annelida; Clitellata; Rhynchobdellida; Glossiphoniidae
Exons: 7
Coding region: 1-903 (300 amino acids)
Biological process (GO): translational termination
Molecular function (GO): translation release factor activity
Source: RefSeq, a predicted model, not a curated record
AUGUUGAUAGGUGAAAAAGAUGAAGAAAUGUUGCGUUUGUUGCGCGAUGAAAUUGAGUGUUUACAAAAUGAAAUAAAAUCUAUUAAAGAAGAAAUUGUUACUCUUUUAUAUCCAGAGGAUAAGCCAACAAAGGAAGAUAUAAUAUUGGAAGUUAAUGCAGGAGUUGGAGGACAGGAAGCAAUGCUUUUCACAAAUGAAAUGUUCUCCAUGUACAUGAAAUAUAUUAAUUAUAAAAACUGGACCAUGAAGUUAAUAAAUGUUGACCAAUCUAAUUUAGGUGGAAUAAGACACGCAACUGUGUCUGUAUCGGGCGUGAAUGUUUUCAAGCGAAUGAUGUUUGAAGCUGGAGUUCACAGAGUGCAGCGAUCCCCUCUAACAGAUAAAACAGGAAGACUGCAUACUAGUACAAUGACCGUUGCUGCUUUUCUUCAACCAAAUGAGAUUGAAGUCGUUUUGAAUCCAAAAGAUUUGAAAAUUGAGACAUGUAAAUCGAGUGGAAAAGGCGGGCAACAUGUGAACACAACGGACAGUGCCGUCAGAAUAAUUCACUUACCAACAGGCAUUUCAGCUGAAUGUCAGAACGAGAGGUCACAGCUGCUGAACAAAGAAACAGCCAUGAAACUGCUAAGGACAAAAAUUUUCGAGAAACAAAAUGAAAGCAUUCAAAACGAAAUUACUGAUAAGAGAAAAAUGCAGGUCGGUAGAGCAAACAGAAAUGAAAAAAUACGCACAUACAAUUUUAAAGAUGACCGAAUAUCCGAUCACCGAAUUAAUCAUAACGUAUUUGGCAUUCAAACAUUUUUUGAAGGAAGAGAAAAGUUGGAUGCUUUAAUUGACAUCCUUGUUUUGGCAUCAAAAGAGCAGUAUAUUCUUACCAAAAUAAAGGAACUAUUGAAACAAUAA